CACAAACUUGAUCUUGUAAACACACACGCACACGCACACGUAUUUACACGAACAAGAACGAGCGACCAACCAACCCCUCGGGAUUACGAGUCUCUGCAUCCACUUGGACCAAGCGGGGGAGCUCGCGCUCGCGCGCCCACGCCAAACGACUUUUGGUCAAUCCAAACCAGCUUAUUAUCCAUCCAUCGGCGUCGUCCCUCCCUCCCUCUCCGUCUCUGUCUCUCCGCCAACCAAAACCACAACCACCACUACGUUACAAACGGCCGCUCCUCUUUGCAACAACAACAACAGCAGCAGCAGCAGCAGCAGCAGCUCCCGUCAACCGUACCGCCCGCCUGCCCGCCCGCCCCCAGCAGCCAUGGCCCCCCCUCAGCAACAACAACAACAACCAGCCGGCGCCGCCACCAAAGAUGCCAUCACCUGCCACGUCCUCGACACCACGGCCGGCCGCCCCGCCAGCGGCAUCCGCGUCGUCCUCGAGCAGACGGGCUCCUCGGCCGCCGCCGCGGGCCAGUCCCGCCCCGCCACCUUCGAAGCCCGAACCGAUGCCGACGGCCGCAUCGCCAGGUGGCAGCCCUCGGGCGAAACAUCCCUCGCCGUCGGCGACGUUCUCGCCUCCCUCAAGGGUCCCUCCCGCUGGGCCUUGCGCUUCGACACCGAGAGCUACUUUGGCGAGGGUAAAACCUUCUUUCCGGAGGCCACCAUCGUCUUCCGCGUCGACGAGGGCCAGCACUAUCACGUCCCCCUCCUGCUGAGCCCCUUUAGCUACACCACGUACCGGGGCAGCUAGGCCGACCGUCUGUAGCGAAUUGAGAAACAAAACAAAAACGCAAAAACCAUGUAUCGCAGCUUACUGUCCAUAACUUGAGCUGAUCAGUCUACCCAUGCCUCUGUGAUACUCCCG
Molecule: messenger RNA, 904 nt
Organism: Purpureocillium takamizusanense
Lineage: Eukaryota; Fungi; Ascomycota; Sordariomycetes; Hypocreales; Ophiocordycipitaceae
Product: Hydroxyisourate hydrolase
Exons: 1
Coding region: 359-790 (143 amino acids)
Biological process (GO): purine nucleobase metabolic process
Molecular function (GO): hydroxyisourate hydrolase activity
Source: RefSeq, a predicted model, not a curated record